UCGGCGGAACUUGUUGCACCUUUCAGUGCUUGGCAAAAUUGUUGCGCCAUCAUGGCGUUCUUCCAGGACACAACCUCAAUCGAUUUAACGACCACGUCGUUUUUCUUUGCGGUAGAAAACUCGUCGGUGCUCUCGGAAAACCAGACGAUGAGCUUUGUGGAGAACGUAACGGAGCUGCCGCUGGAUAUGCGAUUCAAUGCCGGCCAUAAGCUAUCCAUCACCAUGUACAGCAUCCUCUUUGUCAUCUCAGCCACUGGAAACCUCACAGUCUUUUUCCUCUUGCUGCAACGCAGACGCGGUGCACGCUCCAGGAUCAACACAAUGCUCCUCCAUCUGGCCAUUGCAGAUUUACUGGUGACAUUUUUACUGAUGCCCUUGGAGAUCGCUUGGGCUUUCACCGUGUCAUGGAAAGGCGGCGACGCGCUGUGCCGGAUAACAGCGUUCUUCCGCACAUUUGGCCUCUUCCUCUCCAGUUUCGUGCUCAUCUGUAUCAGCCUUGACAGAUACUACGCCGUUCUGCGUCCGAUGAGUCUGACGGCCGUUGACAAGAGGGGCAAAAUCAUGCUUACCACUGCCUGGAUCGCAUCUGUGGUCUGCAGUUUGCCGCAGGUGGUGAUUUUUCACGUGGAGCCGCAUCCGAAGCACACCUGGUAUGAGCAAUGCGUGACUUUCAACGUUUUUCCUUCGCAACGAGUCGAAUUUGCCUACACGGUGUUCGGCAUCGCCCUGAUGUACGGUCUGCCUCUCGCCGUGUUUCUGUUCUCCUAUGCGUCGAUCAUCUGCGAAAUCUACCGCCGAUCUCGAGACAUUGACAACGAUGGUGAUGACCGCAUUCGACGCUCGAGUCUCGGCUACCUCGGAAAGGCGAAAAUACGCACGCUCAAAAUGACCAUCAUCAUCGUGGUGGUGUUUUUCGUCUGCUGGACGCCUUACAACGUCAUGUCCCUCUGGUAUUUCUACGACAGGAAGUCGGCAACAGAGCUGGACCCACGCAUCCAGAAGGGGCUGUUCCUGUUUGCUGUGACCAACUCGUGUAUGAACCCGAUCGUGUACGGCGCCUUCAACAUCCGAGUAAGGCGCGCCGCUCAGGUGAGCAGCAGCCAGAGACUGCGACAGCCCGACACCGUGACCACUUCAGAAGCUGCAGGGGGACGGCAGCCGAGUCCGUGGGCGAGCCGCGGGGGCCCACGGACCGGAGGAGGCGAGCUGGCGCAAUGGCGGCGGCCGGCACGCACGACAGGGCCAUCACCGCUGUGGAGGCGCCCGUCGGCGCCCCAGGGGCCUGCGUUUCGUGGCGCCGCCGGCGGCAAUCGUCGCCAUCGGUGCAGCAGCAGCAGUGGCUCCAGCGGAGCCACCUUCGACCCCUGGGACCACCUGACCCCUUGCCCAUCCGCCACCCGGCUCUAAUAAUGGCGACGCCACCAUCGUCAUCGAAACCUCGUUCAACGAGCCGUGAAAUUUGUGUGCGGUUUGAGCGGCGUCUGUGUUUUCCUCCGCAGCGCUUUUUAUCUCCGACAGCAGGCUCUUCUUUUUCCAUAUGGGUAGUGUGAGUUUUUGCGCGCGCGACGACUCAACAUAUUGGAAGCGACGUGAAUGCGUGCGUGGAGCAGUAUUGCUGCCAGCCUGAAAGUAGGAUUUGCGUGGAUUUCCAAAUGUGAAUCACCGGCAGUGAAAGGCUAGUGCACUCUAAGCUUAUCUCGUGCGCGGACUCGACCAUCAGGAUUUGAGCAUUAGUUCGUUGUUUAUUGAAAAGUUAGGAGCAUAUAUUAUUCUAUAUCUGUGACUGUGAUGGAUCGAUUUUGCUUGUGUCAUCAAUGAAGAAUCUGACGUAAUACGAAAAUAGCGAACGAGAAUCAAUGGAAAAUAAAAAUCAAAGCUUAAAAUAUCAUGAAAUGACAUUAUGUGGAAAAAUUUAUCUAUGUGUUUCUUGAAAAUAAUUAGGAAUGUGAAAUUCUUAGUCCAAUGCACAAUUUGGAUGGAUAAACUUUAAAUAAAGUAAUUAUAUAUUAAUGUUAUGUCUCUAUGAGACAAAAAUGUUUCUCAUUCAAUACUCAAGUUCUAGAAGUUGUAAAAAAAUUUUGAGUGCAGCAAUAUUUUUCUUAUUUAAAGAGCAGAUUCUUUUAUAAACACGAAUCGAAAAAUUUAUACGGAUAAUUUGAUUGCUCAAUUUUCUUUGACAUUUUUAGUGGCUAGAAAACUCUUGAAUGUGAAACUCUGUCAAUAUGUGAUGUAUACGUGUGACCAGUGUAAAAAAAUAAAUGUAAAAUAUCAGUUGGAAGCACAAAAGAUUCUGAGCGAAUUGUGAGUUUCGUCCCUUGCUCAAAAAUAUGAUAUUUUUUUCAAUUUGCGCCCAUGUGGUUGGAAGUAAUCACAUAUAUACCCCGUUCUAUUCCUGGAUGUAACAAUGCGCUCUCCUAUCCCAACGAUGUUUCCAUUCAACUUUUUUCGCUGGUGAAAAAUGAGAACAUGUAAAAAAUAAACCUAUUCUGUAAAAUGUAGCUACCACCCAAGGUGCGGUAGCAAUUUUCUGGCGGUGUGCUCAAAACUUCGCGAAUCUCUUCAACCCAAAAAUGUACUCACAAAUAAAAUCUCCCACUUGAAUGUGA
This is a messenger RNA of Cloeon dipterum, 2606 nucleotides long. RefSeq names its product Adipokinetic hormone receptor (gene AkhR). Gene Ontology annotation, molecular function: adipokinetic hormone receptor activity; vasopressin receptor activity; peptide binding. Gene Ontology annotation, cellular component: plasma membrane. The transcript is spliced from 8 exons. Bases 52 to 1407 code for a protein of 451 amino acids. Lineage: Eukaryota; Metazoa; Arthropoda; Insecta; Ephemeroptera; Baetidae. Gene Ontology annotation, biological process: G protein-coupled receptor signaling pathway; cellular response to hormone stimulus. The record is from RefSeq and is a predicted model, not a curated record.